AUGUUUAGCUGGCUAAAGAAGGAAGGUGAAAAAACGGAAAGUAUCGACAAUGUCGUCGAAGGGCUUAAAAGAAUUUACAAAACUAAACUAUUACCCCUUGAAUUGCAUUAUCAGUUCCAUGAUUUCCAUUCGCCUCAGCUGGAGGAACCUGAUUUUGAUGCAAAACCGAUGAUACUGUUGGUCGGUCAGUAUUCAACCGGCAAAACGACCUUCAUCAAAUACCUCCUUGAGCGAGAUUUUCCGGGUAUCAGAAUUGGGCCCGAGCCUACUACUGACCGGUUCAUUGCAGUUAUGUACGAUGAGAAAGAAGGUGUGAUACCAGGUAAUGCACUUGUCGUCGAUCCAAAAAAACAGUUCCGCCCUCUAAGCAAGUUCGGCAACGCCUUCCUAAAUAGGUUUCAGUGUUCCACUGUCGCAUCCGACGUGCUCCGAGGCAUUUCUAUCGUCGAUACUCCCGGUAUUCUCUCUGGAGAGAAGCAGCGUGUUGACCGCGGCUAUGAUUUCACGGGAGUUCUUGAAUGGUUUGCAGAACGAGUUGAUCGCAUUAUUUUGCUAUUCGAUGCUCAUAAACUCGACAUUUCUGAUGAGUUUAGGAGAAGUAUUGAGGCACUAAGAGGUCAUGAUGACAAAAUUCGAAUUGUCUUAAACAAAGCUGACAUGAUUGAUCAUCAACAGCUUAUGCGUGUGUAUGGUGCACUUAUGUGGUCACUGGGGAAAGUAUUGCAAACCCCUGAGGUGGCCCGUGUCUACAUUGGCUCUUUCUGGGAUCAACCUCUUAGGUAUGAUGUCAAUAGACGUUUAUUUGAAGAUGAAGAACAGGAUCUUUUCAGAGAUAUGCAGUCCCUUCCACGAAAUGCUGCAUUACGUAAAUUAAAUGACUUGAUUAAGAGGGCACGGCUUGCCAAAGUUCAUGCAUAUAUUGUUAGUGAAUUAAGGAAAGAAAUGCCUUCAAUGUUUGGCAAGGAUGGUAAGAAAAAGGAUUUAAUAAAGAACCUAGGACAGGUGUAUGAUCGCAUUCAAAGGGAACAACAGAUAUCACCUGGUGAUUUCCCUGAUAUUAAGAAAAUGCAAGAAACUCUUGCUAAUCAUGAUUUCACCAAGUUCCACCCACUGAAACCGAAAUUACUUGAAGUUGUGGACCAUAUGCUGGCAACAGAUAUAGCAAGACUAAUGGAUAUGAUUCCUCAGGAAGAUGUUAAUGUUGUCACAGAGCCUCUGAUAAAGGAGGCAGGGAUA
Messenger RNA from Iphiclides podalirius (scarce swallowtail), 1236 nucleotides. NCBI's taxonomy places the organism in Eukaryota, Metazoa, Arthropoda, Insecta, Lepidoptera, Papilionidae. The record is from the annotation of a GenBank genome assembly.